This is a messenger RNA of Perca flavescens (yellow perch), 1090 nucleotides long. It is a transcript of the gene asmt, whose product is annotated as acetylserotonin O-methyltransferase. The record is from RefSeq and is a predicted model, not a curated record. The coding region runs from base 28 to 1026 and encodes 332 amino acids. NCBI's taxonomy places the organism in Eukaryota, Metazoa, Chordata, Actinopteri, Perciformes, Percidae. Gene Ontology annotation, molecular function: O-methyltransferase activity; protein dimerization activity. The transcript has 8 exons.
ACGUACCCCAGAAAAAUACUGGAGUAUAUGGAAGGAUUCCUCAUCUCCAAGACCGUUUUCUCCUCAUGCGAGCUGGGUGUGUUUGAUGUGCUGCUGGCUUCAGAGCGUCCCCUGUCUGCAGAGGAGAUCAGUCAGGCGAUCGGAGCCAGUCUGGAUGGCACACAGAGACUGCUGGCUGCCUGCACCGGCCUGCAGCUACUCAACACACACCAGGACAAAGGACGAGUGUUUUACAGUAACACAGAGCAGGCCAGUGUCUACCUGACCCGCUCCAGUCCUGUAUCCCUCUACCAGUCCAUCCAGUACAGCUCCAGAACCAUCUACCUCUGCUGGCACUACCUGACCGACGCUGUCAGAGAGGGAAGAAAUCAGUAUGAAAAGGCUUUUGGAGUCACCUCGAACGACCUGUUUCAAGCUCUCUACAGGUCUGAUGAGGAGAUGCUGAAGUUUAUGCAGUUAAUGAACUCCAUUUGGAACAUCUGUGGUAAAGAUGUGGUCACGGCCUUUGACCUUUCGCCUUUCAAGAUCAUUUGUGACCUUGGUGGCUGCAGUGGGGCAUUAGCCAAGCAGUGCACGUCAGCCUACCUGGAAUGCAGCGUUACAAUCUUUGACCUCCCCAAGGUGGUGCAUAUGUCAAGGAAACACUUUGUCACGGAGGCCGACCAGAGGAUUAGCUUCCACGAAGGGGACUUCUUCAAAGACCCCCUGCCAAAAGCUGACCUCUAUAUUCUUGCCAGAAUCCUCCACGACUGGACAGAUGAACGCUGCAUAGAGCUACUCAGUAGAGUCUACAAAGCCUGCAAACCAGGAGGCGCUGUGUUUCUGGUGGAGGCGCUGCUCCAUGAGGACGGCUCUGGCCCAGUGACGGUGCAGCUCUAUUCCCUGAACAUGCUGGUACAGACGGAGGGCAAAGAGAGGACAGCUGCUCAGUACGCUGCCCUGCUGGCUGCCGUCGGCUUCACCGACAUCCAGCACCGCCUCACUGGGAAGAUCUACGAUGCUGUGCUGGGACACAAGGAGACAUGAGACCGACAAAUAAGGCUACUUUCAGUGCCAGGACUGAAAACUUACACCACCUGGAAGAAAAAUG